Molecule: messenger RNA, 1065 nt
Organism: Osmerus eperlanus (European smelt)
Lineage: Eukaryota; Metazoa; Chordata; Actinopteri; Osmeriformes; Osmeridae
Product: ephrin-A5b-like
Exons: 5
Coding region: 1-570 (189 amino acids)
Biological process (GO): regulation of actin cytoskeleton organization; axon guidance; regulation of cell-cell adhesion
Cellular component (GO): external side of plasma membrane; plasma membrane
Molecular function (GO): ephrin receptor binding
Source: RefSeq, a predicted model, not a curated record
AUGCGGUUCCACCGCGGGGACUACCACAUUGACGUGUGCAUCAAUGACUACCUGGACGUGUUCUGCCCCCACUAUGAGGACAGCGUCCCCGAGGAGCGUGCUGAGCGCUACGUCCUCUACAUGGUCAACUACGACGGCUACAGCUCCUGUGACCACACAGCUAAGGGCUUCAAGCGCUGGGAGUGCAACCGGCCGCACUCGCCCAACGGGCCGCUCAAGUUCUCCGAGAAGUUCCAGCUGUUCACGCCCUUCUCCCUGGGCUUCGAGUUCCGCCCCGGCAGAGAGUACUACUAUAUCUCCUCGACCAUCGCAGAGAACGGCAGGAAGACUUGCCUGAAGCUAAAGGUGUUCGUCCGACCAUCAAACACCUGUGUGAGAACUAUAGGGGUUCAUGAUCGCGUUUUUGAUGUAAACGACAAGGUAGACAAUUCACUAGAGCCCAGAGAUGACACGAGUCACGAGUCAGCAGAACCUUCCCGGAGUGACGCCACAAGCUCAGCGCUGAGCAGGAUAUCCUGCCCCCUGCUGGGCGCUCUGCUGGUCUGCCUAACGACACUCUUCACCUCAUAGCGCCCUCCCUGGCCUGGAGGUGAACUGCACCCCUGUUGCCUGAGUCUGGCAGCGUUGCGGGGGUGAGGGAGAAGGGGGGGGGGGGGUGGGAGAAGGGGGGGAGAGAGACCAGCGACAUGGACAAACAUGUUUUUCAGCUCUUUCAGUGGUCUUUCUCUGUCGGUGAGGUGAUGAUGGAAGAUGGAGAGGCUGUUGUCCCUCUAACCUCCCCCCUCCCACAAACUAAGAUGCCAAAUCCUUUUUAUUUUUUUUGACACUUACUACAUUUGUAUUUUUCCGUUGUUUUUUAGAACAUGAUUUAUGACAUGCCUGUUCAUCACACACGCUCACACACACACUCACUCACACACACACACACUGCUCUCAGCAGUAGGACAGUGGUGAUUUUAGCUCUAGGAAUGUGGAUGUGGUUUGGAUGAGUCCUCCAAGAGAGAGAGAGAGAGAGAGGGAGCGAGGCAGGGAGGGAGGAGAGAGAGAGAGAGAGAGAGAGAGAGA